Alternaria rosae is the source of this 2045-nucleotide messenger RNA. RefSeq names its product hemolysin-III related-domain-containing protein. The coding region runs from base 199 to 1725 and encodes 508 amino acids. Gene Ontology annotation, cellular component: membrane. The transcript has 2 exons. Lineage: Eukaryota; Fungi; Ascomycota; Dothideomycetes; Pleosporales; Pleosporaceae. The record is from RefSeq and is a predicted model, not a curated record. Gene Ontology annotation, molecular function: signaling receptor activity.
AAGCAGAGCAAGCCACCCAGCCAGAGAACAUUACUGUGCACAUGCGCAGACCAGCCAAUCGCCUCACCCCGCCUCGCCUUACCUCGCUGUGCCUUACUGGACCCUCGUAGUUUGGGCCCGAUAUCGACUGGAAGGUCAGACGAGAGAAAUCGCCACGCCUCGAACAACCCCGCGCAGCUUUGCGCCAGUUAUAUAACGAUGCCCCUCAUGACACGCUCCAACUCGAGCGUUGGGGUAAGCACCGCAGUUAUGGCCUCCCAGGAAGAGCCCAUACAGCCAUCGUACCGAGGCUACGGCACAAUCGCUUCCCAGCGACCUGCGCAGCGCCAAAGACGGCACUCAUGGCACACACGCCCCUGCAUGCAGGAAGCAGAGAACUUCCAGGUCCUGCUUCGUAACUUUCUCGUCGAACUCAACUGCCGCAUGGACUUUCUGGAAGAUUAUGGCCACCUCAAAUACGAUGCCGGAGUCGAAUACGCCUACAACACACUGCUUGCCGUCCGCGAGUCCUGCUCGAAGAUGUCGGAUGGCGCAAUCGAGGCCGGACGGCGGCAGGCUUCUGUAUUCGUCGAGACAUUGGAGGGACGAUACAAAGAUGCGAUGGAACGGAAGGAGACAUUCGGGGAGAAAGUCCUGGAAGGAAUAGUGCUCAUGGACAACUACCUGACCGAGUUUGAGACGCGCGCAUAUGCUAUAAGAGACGGAUCCAUCGGCUCCUACGCGCAAGAGGUCUAUGAGGAAGGUCGGAGAAAGAUGGACGAGGGAAUCGAGAUCGCAAAGGGCGUGGUAGACGGCGGUCUCGACAAGGCACGACGCGCGCGUGAAACAAUCGAACUCCGAGUUGAGCACGCUGUGCAACAAGCCCUCGAGCGAGCAAAGGCACACGGCCUAAUACACUACGAGGACUUGCCCGAGCCCUGGCGAGUCAACCCCCACAUCCUCAAAGGCUACCGCUUCCAAGAAGGAAAGUGGGCUUGCGUCCGAUCCAUCUUCGGCCUUCACAACGAGCUGAUUAAUAUCUGGACGCACCUCCUCGGAUUCAUCAUGGUCCUCGCCAUCGCCUUUUACUUCUAUCCUUCGAGCACCAACUUCAGCAUGUCGACAAAAGCCGAUAUCUUCAUAGCAGCAGUCUUCUUCUUUGCGGCAUGUAAGUGUCUGGCCUGCUCGACCAUCUGGCACACCAUGAACAGCAUCUCCCACCAAACGCUGCUCGAGCGCUUCGCCUGCGUAGACUACACGGGUAUUUCCCUUCUCGUUGCCGCAUCCAUCAUGACGACCGAAUACGCCGCCUUCUACUGCGAGCCCGUCUCGCGCUGGUCAUACAUGUGCAUAACAGCACUACUUGGCAUCGGCGGCGUGAUCCUACCCUGGCACCCAACCUUCAACCGAGCCGACAUGGCCUGGUUCCGCGUCCUGUUCUACUGUUCCCUUGCCCUGACUGGCUUCUUGCCCUUUGGCCAGCUUGCCUACACCCGUGGCCUCGAGUGGGCGCAGUACUUUUACGCGCCCAUCACCAAGAGUCUGCUCGUGUACAUUACCGGCGCGUUACUGUACGCGAGCAAGACGCCUGAGCGCUUCUUCCCCGGCUUGUUCGAUUACGUGGGCUGCUCGCACAACAUCUGGCAUGUUGCUGUGCUGGGAGGUAUCAUCUUCCACUACAUGGCUAUGCAGACCAUGUUUACACAGGCUCUUACUCGCGCUCAGACUAGCUGCUCUGUGUACUAGGAGCAUCUUUUCUUGACGAUUUUCUCCGUACCUCUUACUUAUCCUUUCUUUUCUUCCCCUUCUCCCUGCAGAGCGUUCGGCAUUAUGGAGCGAGUUGGUUUGUUUGCAUUGGGUCGGCGUCUGACCUAUAGAUGUUGAGAUGAUGGGCAGAGGAGAAGGGUCCGGUUGGCGGACGCUAUGCGGGACGCUGUAUCUGAACUCAUAUAGACCGUCGAUAAUUACUACAUCAUGAAUCUCUGAACACUCAUCCCAACCUUCGCCUAACAAUGUGCGUUUUUUUUAUAAAUACGUGCCAUUCAUUUCUGCACCAGCAACCUCUG